This is a messenger RNA of Odobenus rosmarus divergens (Pacific walrus), 6831 nucleotides long. It is a transcript of the gene BRWD1, whose product is annotated as bromodomain and WD repeat domain containing 1. NCBI's taxonomy places the organism in Eukaryota, Metazoa, Chordata, Mammalia, Carnivora, Odobenidae. The transcript is spliced from 42 exons. The record is from RefSeq and is a predicted model, not a curated record. Gene Ontology annotation, molecular function: protein binding. Gene Ontology annotation, biological process: cytoskeleton organization; regulation of transcription by RNA polymerase II; regulation of cell shape. Gene Ontology annotation, cellular component: nucleus. Bases 1 to 6831 code for a protein of 2276 amino acids.
AUGGCGGAGCCCUCGCCCGCCCGACGCCCGGUGCCCCUCAUCGAGUCGGAGCUGUACUUCCUCAUCGCCCGGUACCUAUCGGCCGGCCCGUGUCGGAGAGCCGCCCAGGUGCUGGUGCAGGAGCUGGAGCAGUACCAGUUGCUGCCGAAGAGGUUGGACUGGGAAGGCAACGAGCACAACAGGAGCUACGAGGAAUUGGUCUUGUCCAAUAAGCAUGUGGCUCCUGAUCAUCUGUUGCAAAUCUGCCAACGCAUUGGUCCCAUGUUGGAUAAAGAAAUUCCACCCAGUAUUUCAAGAGUCACUUCUUUACUUGGUGCAGGAAGGCAGUCUUUGCUACGUACAGCAAAAGACUGCAGGCACACAGUUUGGAAGGGCUCUGCCUUUGCUGCUCUUCACAGAGGAAGACCUCCAGAAAUGCCAGUGAACUAUGGUUCCCCACCCAGUCUUGUGGAGAUACAUCGAGGAAAACAACUCACAGGGUGUUCCACUUUUAGCACAGCAUUUCCAGGAACUAUGUAUCAGCAUAUAAAAAUGCACAGAAGGAUUCUUGGACAUCUGUCUGCUGUUUACUGUGUAGCAUUUGAUAGGACAGGACAUAGAAUCUUUACCGGUUCAGAUGAUUGUUUGGUGAAGAUUUGGUCAACACACAAUGGCCGCCUGUUAUCAACAUUAAGAGGUCAUUCUGCAGAAAUUUCAGAUAUGGCAGUAAACUAUGAGAAUACAAUGAUUGCUGCAGGGAGCUGUGAUAAGAUAAUUAGAGUGUGGUGCUUGAGAACUUGUGCCCCAGUUGCUGUGCUCCAAGGACACACGGGGUCAAUCACAUCUUUACAGUUUAGCCCAAUGGCCAAAGGCUCCCAAAGAUACAUGGUCUCUACUGGUGCUGAUGGAACAGUUUGUUUCUGGCAGUGGGAUUUAGAAUCCCUGAAAUUCAGUCCACGUCCCCUGAAGUUCACGGAAAAGCCUAGACCAGGUGUUCAGAUGCUUUGUUCUUCUUUUAGUGUUGGUGGUAUGUUUUUAGCCACAGGUAGUACUGAUCAUGUAAUCAGAAUGUAUUUUUUGGGUUUUGAAGCACCUGAAAAAAUCGCAGAACUUGAAAGCCACACAGAUAAAGUUGAUAGUAUCCAGUUUUGUAACAAUGGUGAUCGGUUCUUAAGUGGUAGCAGAGAUGGAACGGCACGGAUUUGGAGAUUUGAGCAGUUGGAGUGGAGAAGCAUUUUAUUGGAUAUGGCAACCCGAGUCUCAGGGGACUUAUCUUUGGAAGAGGAAAGGUUUAUGAAACCCAAAGUCACAAUGAUCGCUUGGAAUCAGAAUGAUAGCAUUGUUGUCACAGCUGUGAAUGAUCAUGUCCUUAAAGUGUGGAAUUCUUACACAGGGCAACUGCUUCAUAACUUACUGGGACAUGCUGAUGAAGUAUUUGUUUUGGAGACACAUCCCUUUGAUUCCAGAAUUAUGUUAUCUGCAGGACAUGAUGGCAGCAUAUUUAUAUGGGAUAUUACAAAAGGCACCAAGAUGAAACAUUAUUUUAAUAUGAUUGAAGGGCAAGGACAUGGAGCGGUCUUUGACUGUAAGUUUUCACAGGAUGGACAGCAUUUUGCCUGUACAGAUUCUCAUGGACACCUUCUGAUAUUUGGUUUUGGAUGCAGCAAGCCAUAUGAAAAGAUUCCUGAUCAGAUGUUCUUCCAUACUGACUAUCGACCACUGAUUAGGGAUUCUAAUAAUUAUGUCUUAGAUGAGCAAACUCAGCAAGCUCCUCACCUUAUGCCUCCACCAUUCUUGGUAGAUGUAGAUGGAAAUCCUCAUCCAACUAAGUAUCAGAGAUUAGUACCAGGUCGAGAAAAUUCUGCAGAUGAACACUUGGUUCCACAGCUAGGCUAUGUGGCAACAAGUGAUGGAGAGGUGAUUGAACAAAUUAUAAGCCUACAAACCAAUGAUAGUGGUGAACGAAGCCCAGAAUCCAGUGUUCUUGAUGGAAUGAUAAGACAGUUGCAGCAGCAGCAGGAUCAGAGAAUGGGAGCAGAUCAGGAUACUGUUCCAAGUGGACUUCCAAGUGGAGAAGAAACACCCCGAAGAGGUUUUAGAAGACUGAGCUUAGACAUCCAGUCCCCUCCAAAUAUUGGUCUGCGUCGUAGCGGACAGGUAGAAGGUGUUCGUCAGAUGCAUCAGAAUGCUCCUCGUAGUCAGAUUGCUACAGAACGUGACCUGCAGGCUUGGAAACGAAGAGUGGUUGUACCAGAGGUACCACUAGGCAUAUUUAGGAAGUUGGAAGACUUCAGAAUAGAGAAAGGUGAAGAGGAAAGAAAUCUUUACAUAAUAGGAAGGAAAAGGAAGACUCUCCAGCUCACACAAAAGUCUGACUCGGUGGUUUUGCUGUCACAGUCUAGGCAGAGGACAUGCAGGCGCAAAUACCCAAAUUAUGGUAGAAGAAAUCUUGGCCGGCUUGAGUUAUCUUCUGGAAAUGAAUCUUCAAGCUCUAUGAGACAUGAGACUUCCUGUGAUCAAAGUGAAGGCUCUUGUUCUUCUGAAGAAGAAGAGUGGAGGAGUGAUCGAAGAAGUGAGAGUGACAGCGAGAGUUCAAGUGACUCGUCAUCUCGAUACUCUGAUUGGACCGCUGACGCAGGCAUCAAUCUGCAGCCGCCUCUACGGACGUCAUCACGUCGGCGAGUUACUCGUUUUUGCAGUAGUUCAGAGGAUGAAAUGUCUACUGAGAAUUUAUCUCCUCCAAAAAGGAGACGAAAGAGAAAGAAAGACAAUAAGCCUAAAAAAGAGAACUUGCGAAGGAUGACUCCGGUGGAGCUUGCAAAUAUGGAACAUUUAUAUGAAUUUCAUCCUCCAGUUUGGAUAACUGACACCACACUUCGAAAGUCUCCUUUUGUUCCUCAAAUGGGUGAUGAGGUAAUAUAUUUUCGACAGGGUCAUGAAGCUUAUAUUGAGGCUGUCAGAAGAAAUAAAAUAUAUGAACUGAACCCUAACAAGGAGCCAUGGAGAAAAAUGGAUCUCAGGGAUCAAGAAUUGGUCAAAAUAGUUGGAAUACGAUAUGAGGUUGGGCCCCCUACACUCUGUUGCCUCAAACUUGCGUUUAUAGAUCCUGCAACUGGAAGAUUAAUGGACAAAUCUUUCUCUAUUAGGUAUCAUGAUAUGCCAGAUGUUAUUGACUUUCUUGUAUUGCGUCAAUUUUAUGAUGAAGCAAGACAGAGGAAUUGGCAGUCUUGUGACAGGUUCCGAUCUAUCAUUGAUGAUGCUUGGUGGUUUGGGACAGUGCUAAGUCAAGAGCCAUUUCAGCCACAGUACCCUGAUAGUCAUUUCCAGUGCUACAUCGUUAGGUGGGACAAUACUGAAAUUGAAAAACUUAGCCCGUGGGACAUGGAACCAAUUCCUGAUAAUGUUGAUCCACCUGAAGAAUUAGGAGCUAGUAUUUCUGUCACUUCCGAUGAGCUAGAGAAACUGCUCUACAAACCACAAGAUGGUGAAUGGGGUCAGAAAUCGAGAGAUGAAGAGUGUGAACGAAUUAUUAGUGGCAUAGAUCAACUUUUGAAUCUUGACAUAGCUGCAGCUUUUGCAGGUCCAGUUGAUCUGUGUACGUAUCCAAAGUACUGUACUGUGGUAGCUUAUCCAACGGAUCUGUACACAAUUCGAAUGAGACUCGUUAAUCGCUUUUACAGGAGGCUAUCUGCAUUAGUUUGGGAAGUCAGAUACAUAGAACAUAAUGCCAGGACAUUUAAUGAACCCGAGAGUGUAAUUGCAAGAUCAGCUAAGAAGAUAACUGACCAACUUUUAAAAUUUAUAAAGAAUCAAGACUGUACAAAUAUCUCAGAACUUUCUAACACUUCUGAAAAUGAUGAGCAAAAUGCCGAGGAUUUGGAUGAUAGUGAUCUUCCUAAAACAUCUUCGGGAAGGAGACGAGUCCAUGAUUGGAAAAAAAGGAGCAUCAAAGCGACCAACUAUGUUGAAAGUAACUGGAGGAAACAGUGUAAGGAACUAGUGAACUUAAUUUUUCAGUGUGAAGAUUCUGAACCAUUUAGACAACCUGUUGAUUUGGUUGAAUAUCCAGACUACCGAGAUAUUAUAGAUACUCCAAUGGAUUUUGGAACAGUAAGGGAAACUUUAGAAGCAGGAAAUUAUGACAGCCCUUUGGAAUUUUGCAAAGACAUCCGGUUGAUAUUUAGCAAUGCAAAAGCAUAUACACCAAACAAAAGAUCAAAGAUUUACAGCAUGACCUUGAGAUUGUCUGCCUUAUUUGAAGAAAAAAUGAAGAAAAUCUCCUCUGAUUUUAAAAUUGGUCAAAAAUUCAGUGAAAAACUUCGAAGAAGCCAGAGGUUCAAGAGACGGCAAAAUUGUAACCGUGUCAAUCAGGCUAACAAAAGUAUCAGAAAUACCAAGCAGAAGCGGUUAAAAUCUCAGACAAAAGUAAUUCCUGAAUUGGUAGGUUCUCCUACCCAGUCUACCUCCAGUAGGGCCGCUUAUUCUGCGAGCCAGAAGACAAGUGCUAGUGUUUCUUCAGGGGUGACGUCUGGUGACUCCUCAGACUCAGCAGGAUCGUCAGAAAGAAUGAGAAGUAGGCCUGUCACUCUACACAAUGGCUCUACGUUAUCUGAAAGUGAAAUGGAAGAUUCCUUAGGUACCUCUUCAUCAUCAGCUUCAAAUAGUUCAGAGGAAAGCAAAGAGAGUUCAAGACCUCGUGAAUCUUCCUUACGUAGUGGGCUGGCCAGAAGCAGUAAUCUCAGGGUGACCAGAACCAGAGCUGCUCAAAGAAAAACUGGUCCAGUUUCUUUAGAGAAUGGAUGUGGCAGAAAAGCCACUCGAAAGAGAGUCUAUUUAAGUGACUCUGAUAACAAUUCAUUGGAGACCGGUGAAAGUCUGAAAGCCAGGGCUGGAAAUAACCGGAAAGUGUUACGGAAGUGUGCUGCCGUGGCUGCCAAUAAGAUAAAGCUCAUGAGUGACGUAGAGGAGAACUCUAGCUCUGAAAGCGUCUGUUCUGGCCGUAAGCUGCCUCACCGUAAUGCUUCUGCUGUGGCUAGAAAAAAGUUACUACAUAAUUCUGAAGAUGAUCAGAGCUUAAAGUCUGAAAUUGAAGAAGAAGAGCUAAAAGAUCGAAAUCAGCCAUCACCACUGUCUAGUUCUCAUGCUGCCCAGAAUACUGUGAAUGAGUCAGAAAACGGGGAUUCAGAGUCAGAAAGUGAUUUGCGAGUAGCCCGCAAAAAUUGGCACGCCAAUGGUUAUAAGUCGCAUGCUCCAGCAACUUCUAAAACAAAAUUUCUGAAAAUAGAAUCUUCUGAUGAAGACUCUAAAAGUCAUGAUUCAGACAAUGUACAUAACAGAACUGCUGGUCCAUCCACGUCUGGGCAGAAACUUAAGGCAGAGAGCGUCUCAGAGGAAGAGGAGGAAGCAGAUUCUGAACCAAGAAAGUAUGCCGGUAGGAAAUACAACACAGGUCGCAAGAAUCUUACUUUCCUUAAAAAAGCAAAGAUCUUCAGUGAUUCGGAGGAGUCCGAAUCUGAAGAGCAAGAUCGAGAAGAUGGCAGCUGUCACAGAAUGGAAACAAACCUGAUUAAAGGGGGUUCGAAGUGUGAACCAACGACUGGGUCCCAGUGUUUCUCAGAUCACGUAUCUGAGACCGAUUUGGAUUCAGAUGAUGACACUGCAAAAGAAAAACCAAACCAUAUUAGGAAAGAUUCUACAUCACAAGACCAUGGACAAAGCAGGAAAGUUUCCAGGAAAAGGGUCUGUUCCAGUGACUCAGACAGCAAUUCAAAGGUGGUUAAGAAGUCCUCAAAAGCCAAAACGGGUCUCCUCAGGACUCCUCGAGGACGUGCAGCCACCGCUGCCAGUAAGCUGAAGCUCACGAGUGACGUGGAAGAUGUCAGUUUAGACAGCGCAUGCACCAGAAGCAAAAGCGGAAGGCAGAAGCCCCUCCGUUCUGCGUGUGUCCCAGCUAAGACGGCGGCGAGUGAUUCCGAGGGAGACGUCAACUGUGAAGUGCCAAAUGAGCAGUGUGCUUGCCGAGGGAGGCCGCCCGCAGCCAGCUCGGAGGGCAGUGCGAAAAGCCUUCGUCCGUCUUUAAACGGAGACUCGGACUCUGAAGGGCUGCCCAGUCCCGCACCCAAGAGCAGGCACACCAGGAGUCACAGAACAACUGUUGCACCUUCUAACACAAAGAAUUCCUCGGUUGGGUCUUCAGAGGAAGAGUCAAAAAGCCAUAUUCCAGGGGGCGAGAUGGGUCGAAAAUGUUCUUCGGAAUCAGGUUUGGUGCAGAAAGCUACUGCAGAGAAUGCCUUUGAGGAGGACCUGAACUACGGGCUGCGCAGGUGGAACGGCAGGAGGCUCAGGACCUACGGGAAGGCCCCAUUCGGCAAGACCAAAGUGCUGCGGGAGGCGCGGGGAGCGGCCGUGGCGGAGGUGCAGCGGAAGAGGCCGCAUCCUGAGCCCCCGCGCGGGCCGGCGGCUGGCGGCGGGGGCGCUUCCAAGCUGGGCGCCGACCCCGGGCCCAGGUCCGACUCCGAGUUGGCGUCUGGGACUGAAUCAGAUGUGGACUGUGCCGGUGACGCGAAAACCAAAAAGAGGAGAACGAGAGGAAACGCAAAAGCGACGAGAAAAGGGAAAGCUUGUGCAGCCGCCGCAUCUAGAGGCGCGAGGCGGCAGAGACAGAGCAAGCGGCCAAGGCCGAGUGCGGACGACCACGACUGGGACGACCUGGACUACGCGCAGUCCAAGAGGGGCCUUCGACGCUCGAAAAUAAAGACGAGGAAUCAGGGCAGAAGGACCGUGAGGUACCACGAUGGGGAUGACGACAGAAGCUUGGAAAACGUGUUAGGUUUCGAUGAUUGCACCUUAUGA